This is a messenger RNA of Balaenoptera ricei (Rice's whale), 2035 nucleotides long. RefSeq names its product MORN repeat containing 1 (gene MORN1). The record is from RefSeq and is a predicted model, not a curated record. Gene Ontology annotation, cellular component: cytosol. Bases 745 to 1560 code for a protein of 271 amino acids. Lineage: Eukaryota; Metazoa; Chordata; Mammalia; Artiodactyla; Balaenopteridae. The transcript is spliced from 7 exons.
GCCCGUGUCCCUGCCGAUCUGGGGGCCACACAGGUACUGGCCACACCGGGCCCUCAGUGCUCACUAGCGCCCGUGAGGGGCCAUCCUGCAGCGCUGGAGGCCUGGACGGCUCCCCUGGUGCUGAUGAGAUCUGCUUUUCUUUUUUUUCUGAUGAUAAAGAGACUGUUUUUGUAGAAAAUCUAAGAAGCAGAGGAGAGCAAGUAUCAAGCGGAAGUCCCCUGGAGUCCCCCCCAGAGUCAGGCCUGAACUUUCCAAAGUUUACACUCACGGUUUUAUGCCUGUUUGGGGUUCUGUCUGCUCACAUCCUCUGCCUGUUUUUCUGCUGGAGGAUUGAUCUUUCAGUAUUUUCUCAUGAGCUAUUUUUAUAUCUGUUGGCUGCCAGGAUUUUCUAUAUUUUGAACCUUUUGACUUUUAUUGACUUUUCUUAUAACGUUUUUGCCCCACGGAUGUUUCUCACUUUUGUGCUGAAAUCUCUGAUUCUCUUCCUGGCCUGGACAGAGUGGUCCCUCCUUUUUGAAAUGUGCUUCAGUGUCACCCUGUGACCACAGACUCUCUCUCUCUCCUUCUGCCCCUGCGCUGACAGAGGUGAGGUGGCCGUCGAGUCCCCUCUGAGGAGGUCUGGGGGCGGGGUCCUUGCACUUUUGAUGGCCAGGACAGCAGGACGACGCUCAGUCAUGUUUCACGGACGUUCUCGUUGGUGGACGUGUGUGGGUGAGCCUGCAGAGAGCACGUGCUGGACGAGAGAUGGAGCCAAACGCAGAGACUUUCACGGCUCCGCUCUCGUCCCUGAGAAACGAGCCCGGCCACACGCAUGCCCCAGCGGUCACUCCCAGCCACUGCCUGACAGCACGACGUCUUUCACCAGGGAACACCUACACCGGACAGUUUGUUUUGGGAGAACCCCAAGGACACGGCGUCAUGAAGUACAAAGCCGGCGGACGUUAUGAAGGGGAGCUCUUCCGCGGCCUGAGAGAAGGACAGGGGCACCUGGUGGACGCAGAUGGACAAGCUUACUGGGGGUCGUUUCACGACAACAAGCGGCACGGCCAAGGGCGGAUGGUCUUCCGGAACGGAGAUGAGUACGAGGGCGACUGGGUCCGGGACCAGCGCCAGGGCCACGGGACGCUGCGCCGUGCGGACGGCUCCAUCUAUGAGGGACAGUGGCACGGUGACGUGUUCAGUGGACAGGGCAGCAUGGCCCACUGCUCCGGGGGCGUCUACCGAGGGGUGUGGAUCAAUGGCCACCCCAUGGCACAAGCCACAGAGAUCAUGAUUUUGGGUCCGGAGGUGAUGGACGUGGCCCGGGGAUCUUCCUUCACGUUGACCAUUCAGCUGCAGCGGGACGAUGGGGAAGUUGCCACGGGCACCACAAGUGCCUUUUCCUGGACACGGAGCGUGGAUGGAAUCUCACCUGUGGUCGCGCUCCGCCCCUCCCUCCCGCCCAGCGCGCAGCGCUGCUCUCCUCUUUGUGGACCACUAGCCUCCCAUCCUGCCCGCCCAGCGCUUUGCUCACCUGCGUCCGUGGGCGACAGUCCAGUCCUUGGCGCUUGGCUGCUGUGAACAUUCAUGUGCAGGUUUUUGUGUAAACAUGUUUCAUUUCUCCCAGGUAUAUAUUUAUGAGUAGAAUUGUUGGGUCAAUUGUUGGGUAGGUUUGUGUUUAAAUUUUUCAAGAAACGGCCAAACUCUUUUCCAAAGUGGCUGCACCAUUUUACCAUCCCAUUAGCAAUGUACGAAGGUUCUGAUUUCUCCACGUCCUCGCCAGGGAGUAGCCAUCCUGAGGAUGUCAGGUGGCAUCUCCUCAUGGAUUUUUGUUUUCUUUGUUUUUGGGGUUUUUUAAAAAUUUUUUGGCCACACCACGUGGCAUGCAGGAUCCUAGUUCCCCGACCAGGGAUCGAACCUGUCCCCCCUGCAAUGAAAGCACAGAGUCUUAACCACUGGACCACCAGAGAAGUCCCUCCUCAUGGUUUUGAUGUGCAUUUCCCUAAAACUAAUGAUGUUGAGCAUCUUCUCAUGUGCUCAUUGGCCGUUUGUACGU